CCUCUUUCCUCUUUCCACGUUCUCUCUCUCUCUCUCCAUUGCUCUGUUUCUCUCUCUAGAUCGUGGUAAGGCGGCUCUCUCUCUCUCUGGGAUCUGAAAUUCUAGGGUUCUGAGUUCGAAUUAGAUCGAUACCGAAUUGGAAUUAGGGUUUUUGUGAUUCCGAUAAGGCAGACGAGGGUUUGGAGGCGAUCUGAGGCUUUUCGCUGCGCGAAUUGGUGAAUUCUAGGGUUUUUGUUAUUGUUGGAAUUAGGGUUUGGGAUUGAUGGUUCUCGUUGGGGAGCUAGCUAAUGUUGGAGAAGAUGCAAGGGUAUUAUGCAUGGAAGGGAAGGUGAAAAUAGGAAACGGAGUCAGCACAUGUGGUCGAACCCCACGACUGUAGCCGGUGAUUCUGCAACGUCUACAGCUAAUUCCUUCUUCAAGGUAUUCACUUGUUGCAAGGUUAGUGUUGGCGACUGUGCUUUUUUCAAACUGCCCCAGGAUUCCCCGCCUUUCAUUAGGAAAACCCGUUGGUUGAAAUUUAACAAAGAAAAGAAUCUAUCGUUAGGUGUGAAUUGGCUUUAUCGGCCUGCUGAAGUGAAGCUUGGCAAGGGCAUCCUGCUGGACGCUGUGCCGAACGAAGUCUUCGAUUCCUUUCACAAGGAGAUACCUGCUGCAUCGUUACUCCAUCCGUGUAAAGUUGCAUUCCUUCCCAAAGGGGUUAAACUUCCUUUAGGGAUAUCCUCAUUUGUCUGCCAUCGUGUUUAUGACAUUGCGAACAAGUGUUUAUGGUGGUUAACUGAUCAAGAUUAUAUUGAUGAGCAACAGGAAGAACUAGACCAGCUGUUACAUAAGACACAAAUAGAGAUGCAUGCUACAGUGCAACCUGGUGGCCGUUCUCCAAAACCAGUAAAUGGUCCAACAUCAACGUCACAGUUAAAACAGGGUUUCGAUAAUGUACAGAGUGCUACUUCCUUCCCUUCUCAAGCUAAGGGUAAGAAAAGGGAGCGGACAGAUCAUGGAUCUGAGCCUGUCAAACGGGAACGUUCUUCAAAGACAGAUGAUGGUGAUUCUGGUCAGUUUAAACCAGAAAGCAUUUUGAAAUCUGAGAUUUCUAAGAUAACUGAAAAGGGUGGGCUUGUAGAUUCAGGAGUUGAGAGACUGGUUCAACUUAUGCAGUCGGAUAGAGCCGAAAGGAAGAUGGAAUUAAUUAGCCGGUCAAUGCUUGUAAGUGUGAUAGCAGCUACAGAAAAGUUUGAUUGCCUUAAUCGGUUUGUGCAACUCAAAGGUUUGCCUGUGUUAGAUGAAUGGCUUCAAGAUGUCCAUAAAGGGAAGAUUGGUGACGGUAGCCCCAAGGAUGGUGAUAAAUCUGUAGAAGAGUUUCUCUUGGUUUUGCUUCGUGCUCUUGAUAAGCUGCCUGUGAAUCUUUAUGCCCUACAGACGUGUAACAUUGGCAAAUCAGUGAAUCAUUUACGAUCACAUAGAAACUUGGAAAUUCAGAAGAAAGCAAGAAGUUUAGUUGAUACAUGGAAGAAACGUGUUGAGGCUGAAAUGAAUGUUAUUGAUGCAAAGUCUGGUUCAACUCAGGUCAUUUCGUGGCCUUCCAGAUCACGUCUUCCUGAAGUCUCUCAUGGUGGGAACCGAAAUCCUAGUGGGUCUUCUGAGGCUGCCAUGAAGAGCUCAGUUUCACAGCUUUCUGCAUCUGUAACUGGAUUAGUUAAGCUUGUCCAGGGUGAGUACACUGCCAAAUCUGCUUCCUCAUCUCCCGUGCCAAUGAAAUCAGCGGCGUCACCUGCUUCAGGCAAAGAUGGUCAACACAGAAUAGCAGUCGGUAGCACCUCUGAUCUCCCUUCAACUACUGCAAGGGAGCAGAGGAGCAGCAGUUCAAGUCAGUCUCACAACAACAGUCAAUCUUGUUCAAGUGACCAUGCUAAAAAUACAGUUUUCUCAGGAAAAGAAGAUGCCAGGAGUUCUACUGCAAGGUCAAAGAGUGUGAAUAAGAUUUCUGGUGGUUCUUCUCGACAUCGGAGGUCAGUCAAUGGUUUCCUUGGGCCUGCUGUGUCUGGAGUUCAAAGGGAAACUGGGUCAAGUAGAAGUUCUUCACUGCACAGAAAUUCAGCUUCAGGAAAAUUAUCUCCGUCUGGGUUAACUUGUGAAAAGGCGCUUGAUGUACCCAUUGUUGAGGGUAAUAGUCACAAGCUGAUCGUUAAGAUACCAAACAGAGGCCGCAGUCCUGCACAAAGUGCCAGUGGAGGAUCUGUCGAUGACCCUUCCAUUGUGAACAGUAGGGCUUCUUCUCCUGUGCUUUCAGAGAAGCACGAUCAAUCUGAUCGUAAUUCAAAGGAACAGAAUGAUGCUGAUCAAGUUACUACUACCUCUGAUGUGAAUACAGAGUCAUGGCAAAGUAAUGAUUUCAAAGAUAUAUUGACUGGCUCUGAUGAAGGUGAUGGGUCACCUGAUGGCAUUCUUGAAGAAGAGCAAUGUAGGACUGGGGAAGAGGCUGCAAAAUUAGUUGAAGUCUCAAGAGCUGCCUCCUCAUCAUCAGGGAAUGAACUGAAGUCAGGAAAACUGCUUGAGGCUUCUUACAACUCCAUAAAUGCCUUUAUUGAAAGUUGUGUUAAAUACUCUGAAGCAAAUACAUCUAUGUCAGCUGGAGAUGAUGUUGGAAUGAAACUGCUUGCUAGUGUAGCAGCUGGAGAAAUGUCCAUGGCCGAUUUGAUUUCACCAACUGAUUCUCCACGGAGAAACACCCCUACGGUUGAGGAUUCCUGCAUGGGCGAUGGUGACAUAUCAAAAUCUUCACAUGGAAAUAACCUUACUCGAGAGCGAAGUCAGUCUGCUGAUGGUGCUGUUGCUGAUACGAAGCAUGUAGUUAUUUCUGGUACUUCAUCCUCUAGGGAUGGAUUUCAUCAUUUAUCUAAGCAUGCCUCUGGUGACUUCCCUGGAGAUGGAAAAACUACUUCCAUACCCGAACAGACACCAAAUGGAGAGGGCAAUGAAUAUAAUUCUUCCAAUUUGGAUUUGCAACCAUCUGCAGAACCAUGCCUGGAGAUUAAUGGAAGAUCAGACAAACUUAGGGGUGCUGUUUCGUCGGCUGUCUCCCCAGCCAAUGCAAUAGAGAAGGUAUUACAUGGUGAAGAAAGUAAACUUCUUCAUGAGAAGACGACAACUGUCGCAAUUGUUAGUGUUGAUGGCAUUCAAGCUACUAAACCAAAGGGAAGCUGUUCUUUGUUAACUGAGGAUAAGGUCAAUAAAGUCCUUUCGAGUCUAGAAGUUGAGAAGGCAGCUGUUGAAGGUUCAUCAGUAGAAAUUGAUGGUGGGAACAAAAAUAACACGACUGAAGAAUUUAAUGGUGGUGAUGGUUCGCAGCAGAAACCAUCUCCAGGGAAGGUGCAGUCAGAGCAUUCAGAAAAAAGUGACGAAAAACUGCUGCAUCAUUCUGGUUCUAGUAAAGAUAUGCCUUCAGGAAGUGUUGAACUCAAUGGUGGAAAAGCUGAUGAAAUGGACAGAGACACUGGAAGUCAAGGUAGUCAGUCUGGAAAACAAAAAAUUGAUCAUGGUAACAACAGUGCUGCAACUAAUGAAAAACAAAAUUUAGCUGGUCCGGGUUCAGCUUCUAGUGAUCAGAAGAAUGAGGGCUCAGAGGCAAAUGUUGAAAGUAAAGGGGUCCCUGGGCACAAUUCUGGUGUAGCUCCUCAAAAGGAGUCAUCACCUGCAUCUUCUGCCCAAGAAGUGGAGCAGCAUGUGAAGUCAAAGGGAUCCAAGAAAGUAGAUGAAACAGAGGAAAGUGCAUCCAUGCCAGCAGAUGAUUCUUCUUUUCCUACUGCUGGGGCAUCUGAUAUUCAUACAAAGCUGAAAUUUGAUUUAAACGAAGGAUUCAUUGCUGAUGAUGGAAAAUACGUAUCCAGUGGCCUUCCCGCUUCCAUUACAGUGGCUGCUGCUGCAAAAGGGCCCUUUGUUCCUCGAGAGGAUCUAUUGAGAAGUAAAGGAGAAGUUGGAUGGAAGGGAUCUGCUGCUACCAGUGCAUUUCGGCCAGCUGAACCCAGGAAGGUUCUGGAGAUGCCACUACCUGAUGCCACUGCCCGAAAACGUGGUCGCCCUCUGUUGGAUUUUGAUUUGAAUGUACCUGAUGAAAGAAUUCUUGAUGACAUGGCUUCUCGAAACUCUGCCCAGGAGACAUCUUCUACAUCUGACCAUAUAAGCAGUCGUAACUUGGCACGAAAUGUUCUGAUGGGUUCUGCACCUGUUCGUAGUUCUGGAGGUCUUGAUCUUGAUUUGAACGAAGUUGAUGAAGCAAGUGAUAUAGGGCAGUACUUGACAAGCAGCAGUCGUAGACUAGAAGCUUCGCUUCUGCCAGUUAAGUCAUCAUCAUCAUCAGAUGGAUUUCCUAAGUGUGAGGUAAGGAGGGACUUUGAUCUAAACGACGGGCCUGUCUUUGAUGAAGCAAGUGCUGAACCAUCAUCAUUUAGCCGGCACGGCAGAAGCAGCAUUCAAUCCCAGCCACCUGUUAGAAUGAAUAAUGCAGAAAUGGGAGCCUUCACGUCGUGGUUUACAACUGGGAACACUUACCCAGCUGGCACAAUCCCAUCGAUUUUGUCCGAUAGAGGGGAGCAGCCUUUUUCCAUUGUUGCAACAGGUGGGCCACCAAGGAUGUUGGGGACCACUACUGGUGGGACCCCGUUUAGUUCAGAUGUUUACAGGGGUGGUUCAGUGUUGUCAUCUUCUCCUGCAAUGCCCUUCCCAUCUACUCCCUUCCAGUAUCCUGUCUUCCCUUUUGGGGCAACUUACUCUCUUCCCUCGGCCAAUUUCUCAGGUGGAUCUACAACCUAUAUUGACUCCUCAUCUGGUGGGAGGUUUUGCUUUCCAGCUGUCAAUUCACAGUUAUUAGGCCCUGCUGCUACAGUGUCACACUCUACGUACUCAAGGCCUUAUGUUGUUAACCUUACAGAUAGUAGCAAUAAUGUUGGUUUAGAAAACAAUAGAAAAUGGGGCCGACAUGGUCUAGACCUGAAUGCUGGUCCUGGAAGUCGAGACAUAGAAGGCAGAGAUGAGACUUUGCCUCUUGCAUCGAGGCAACUUUCUGUUGCCAGUUCACAGGCACUAGCAGAGGAGCAAGCAAGGAUGUACCAGCAGUUGACGAAGAGGAAGGAGCCCGAGGGAGGUUGGGAUACUGAGAGCUUUAGGUACAAGCAAUCAUCGCGGCAGUAAGGAUGCAUUAUGCCCAGUCUGGCAACCCGUGCAAGGCUCCAAGGCCUGUUCUUUGAAAGUGGGCAAUGGCUAACUCCUGCAAUUUGUCUAACCGGUGUGCUCUAAAGAGGAUGGGCAGUAAGUGACUUACAAGAUAAUGGUCAUUGGCUCCAACCCUCCACCUCUUACCCUGUGUCAAUUGUACCAUGAAGUCUCCUUCAUGGGCAGCUGCAGAUUGUUCUCCAAUGUAGAUACGUUAACUGUCUGGGACAGCAUGCACUUGACAUUGCCCAAACACUGGAAAAUUGUUGUCUAUAUGCCAUGAGACCCAACACCAUGUCCAAUCUAAUUCUUCUGGUAGUCGAGGUUGGAUUUUUUGCACUUUUGUGCUUUGUUGUUAAUUCUCUCUCUCAGUUUCUUUUCUCCAUUACAUAUAUAUUAUAUAUAAACAGAUUGGCCCUCUAGCUUUUCUUGAUAUGGCAUGAUUUAGUUGGUAUCACUGCUAUUGUCUUAAUUUGAUUAGACUUUUUUAGCCCUAGUUGUAGUCUCAUUCUACACCCUUUAUCACUGCUAUUCUCUUAAUUUGAUUAUACGUUUUUAACCCUA
This is a messenger RNA of Camellia sinensis, 5769 nucleotides long. The record is from RefSeq and is a predicted model, not a curated record. Lineage: Eukaryota; Viridiplantae; Streptophyta; Magnoliopsida; Ericales; Theaceae.